AUGCCGGGACACGAAGAUUGCUGUUCCGGAAGGGCCUUGAAAGCCCUUCGAAUGCUGUGCCGCGCCCUGCCGCGGGCAGACCUGCCUGGUGCCAAGCAGGCGACACCUCUCAACUUGAACAGAUAUGUUCUCCUCUUCCUUUACAUGCUCCAGACGUUUAUGACUGGCUGCGUAUACUUCGGAUGGGCUCCUCUGUCUGCAAUGCUACUGAGGGCGGGGGUCUUCAGUUUCAAAUGCGACACUGACGAGAUGGGGGCCUUUGUGAACGACCAGAGGGAGUUCGGCAACAACUACAUAUGCGACAAACAGGAUGCAUCAGUGCAGAGCCUCUUUGUCAUUACGCUAGCGACGCAUUGCACAAUGAGUGCACUUGCCGGUGCCAUGAUGGACACGCUGGGCCCGAAGAUUACCUCUGUGAUUGGUCAGUGUUUUAACAUAAUCGCGUGGUCUAUAAUCGCUACACUGAAGGCAGACUGUCACGCAAGCAUAUAUUUGGGCUUUAUAUUUCUGGGUCUGGGGGCAGACACUGCGUUCUUGCCGACCUUGCUCGUCACUCGCCUCUUCCCUGGAUCAGCUGCGACCGUGAUAGCCCUAAUUGGCUCUGCUUCGUCUGCUUCCUUCGCAAUUCCUCUCAUUUUGGACUUAUAUCUGACCAAAAAUGGCAUUUCUGGGUGUUGGUGGUAUGUGGGCUUUGGCCCCUGCUUGUUCUUGCUGGUAGACGCACUGGCAAUGCCCCUGAAGGCAUUCGAUGUCUUCGAAGCUGACUCUGCGGAAGAACAAGGAGAUGUAUCUAUAGAAGAUAACACACAACUUGAGUGCCUGCAGUUUUCAGACCGAGAGACGGGAAUGUCUGGCUCGGAAACGGACGCAAUGUCUCCCGUCGAGCCCAAGUGCCAACUAGAGGGGAAGGAGCCCGGUGAUGCCUUGAUAAAGCAUGCUUUCUCAAAGACUGUGUUCUCUGAGAAGUACAUACUCAUUGUCACAUAUUUUGUUGCUGUUGGAUGGGUUACGGCUUUCUACCAAGAGGCUCAUGACCGUAUAUUGGAGCCUGCUGCAGAAGAUUUCCUAGGCAGUGCACUGCCCUUUUCGUUUAUUCCGUGCAUCCUGCUUGGCAAGCUUUCGGAGACCAUUGGGAUUUUAGCUGUUAUGGGAAUAGUGAACACGGCAGGGUUGUUGGCCUAUUCCUUUAGCUUGAAGCAAACGCUAGCUAUGGGCGUCUUCUCUGUCUUGUGCUUCACCGUGUACAUGGCGUUGUUCGUGUCUCAAGUGUUUGUGUAUGUGGAAGAGAACUUCCCUGCCAAGUUUUUCGGUCGUCUUAUCGGCAUUGUACAGCUAGUUGGUGGUUUGUCCUCUCUCCUGUGCAGCCCAUUGUUUCAUCUCGUCAGUGUGGGAUCGAAGGGCCUGUAUCUUGUUCAGCUGCCGAUGAUUGGCGUACUCCUCCUAAUGUAUUUUGUCUUAGCUCGCCUGUGGUGCAUCCGAAUGUCACCUUUGAAUUUACGCACAGCGGUGAAUCCCGACAGGCAGCGCCCUGAUUCUGCACCUCAAGAACCCUAA
This is a messenger RNA of Eimeria mitis, 1554 nucleotides long. Its product is annotated as 11 transmembrane domain protein, related. The coding region runs from base 1 to 1554 and encodes 517 amino acids. Gene Ontology annotation, molecular function: transmembrane transporter activity. The record is from RefSeq and is a predicted model, not a curated record. NCBI's taxonomy places the organism in Eukaryota, Apicomplexa, Conoidasida, Eucoccidiorida, Eimeriidae. Gene Ontology annotation, biological process: transmembrane transport. The transcript has a single exon.